CUGGCACGUAUUGACGAACUCAAAUAUUUUCUCGCAACUGCAACCAACAGUUGGGAUCCCAAUGUCCCCGUCAAGACAUUCCCUUUACCUGCAGGCGAAAGCAUUUCCUGUGUCUUGUGGAACAACCUAUUCCACAUCACUGGUACAGAUAUCGUCCGGUCCCUCAUCUAUCGUUUUCAUGCGUUCGGCCGUCCGGUCUCUAACCUCAAGAAAUUCGAGGAGGGUAUUUUUAGCGACCUCAGAAACCUCAAGCCUGGAAUCGAUGCCUGUCUCGAAGAGCCCAAGUCGGAAUUCCUCGACAUGCUUUACAAGAACAGCUGUAUCCGGACCCAAAAGAAACAAAAGGUCUUUUAUUGGUUCUCUGUUCCGCACGACCGCCUCUUUCUUGAUGCACUCGAACGUGAUCUGAAGCGUGAAAAGAUGGGCACAGAAGUAACCAGCAUAGCCGUAACAGAACCUGCAACCUCACUCUCUCUUGAUGCAACCCAAGAACUGUUUGAUCAGUUGAGAAAGUCAAUGUCUCUCUCGGCCGCCGCAACUGCCCAAGCACUCGGUGAGCAAGUCAUUCCCCAGACCACAUUCAAGGAUCCUUCAGACUCUUGGAAAGACGGCCAAGAAAGACCAUCAUGCCUACACUAUGAUACCAGUCCUAGCAUUCAAGACAUCCCCGCCAGAGAGAAUUACAGCAAUACACACCCACCAACCACCACAACCGCAUUUGGCCAGCCAGACUUUAGACCUACUCGGCAAAGUACAUCCAGCUCAGAUUCAUCUACAGAUGAUGUGCUUUCAAUCCUCGACGAUCACACCAGUUUUCCAGAAGCACAGACCUACGCUCCAAAAAUCUUUCGACCAACAGAGCUCUCGAUCUCUAGAGCCAUCGGAAGACUCGACAUUGACGGCUCACACGACCAACUCCAAUCACCCACAGCCUCUAUCAACAUAGCCUCAGUAGCCACAGUAGGCUCCCUAGCCGCAGUUACCCCGCCAAGCUCGACAAUCAAGACAAAGCAGCUUUUUGGAAUGUUUUCACUCUUUGAAGGUUCUCCUUCUUACAAGCAGCGCAGACGACGGGCCACAUCAUUCUCAUCUCUCAUGGGCCAAAAGCAGACCCACCCACACUCUUUGUCUAUAGCAGCGCACGCAACAACUGUCUGUCGAGAGGAUGGAUCGGAUUCAGAGCGCGUCUUUACCUGUCCACUCGGAUCCUGCGGUCGUCUCUUCAAGCGUCUCGAACAUCUGAAGCGACACAUGCGCACUCACACGAUGGAGCGGCCUUAUGUCUGCCCGCUGUGCGGAAAGCGCUUUUCACGGUCAGACAAUCUUUCGCAGCACCGCAAAACUCACCAGAAACUGCAGUCCAAACAGACAAAGGAAGAAGGUGACAAUGACAAGGAU
Molecule: messenger RNA, 1398 nt
Organism: Phycomyces blakesleeanus NRRL 1555(-)
Lineage: Eukaryota; Fungi; Mucoromycota; Mucoromycetes; Mucorales; Phycomycetaceae
Product: C2H2-type zinc finger transcription factor
Exons: 3
Biological process (GO): regulation of DNA-templated transcription; sexual reproduction
Cellular component (GO): Tec1p-Ste12p-Dig1p complex; Ste12p-Dig1p-Dig2p complex; nucleus
Molecular function (GO): DNA-binding transcription factor activity
Source: RefSeq, a predicted model, not a curated record